UGACCACACAUCUGCGUGCAACCCACCUGAAAUCUCCUCUCCUGACAACAUGUGUUGCAACUACGGGAACUCCUGUGGCUAUGGCUACGGAUGCGGCUAUGGCUGUGGAUGUGGCCCCUAUUCUGGCUGUGGUUAUGGAACUGGCUGUGGCUGUGGCUAUGGCUCAGGCUAUGGCUGUGGCUACGGCUCAGGCUGUGGCUGUGGCUAUGGCUCAGGCUGUGGCUGUGGAAGAGUCUCCUGCUGUGGGUGUGGAUAUGGCCGUGGCUCUGGCUACUGUGGCUACCGGCCAUUUUGCUACAGAAGAUGUUACUCUUCUUGCUGCUAGACCAUCAUUCUCCAAGCCCCAUUUGCUUCUGAAAUGACACAACCAAAGCAACAACUGAAGCAAGCAUCCAUACCUCGAGUAUUCUACAUCCAGGAAAUUGUAUGCUUGACAGAGGCUUUCACCCCCAGGCAACAUUUAUUAGGAUGGCAUCUUGAGGCUCCAGGCUUUGUGGUAUCAUGUGACUAUUUCCCAAAUGUUGGUCUUUGUUCUCUCAAUCUGGAUUCUGUGUUGUGACUAUGCCAUCGAUCCUAACCUCCCUUUGUUGGAGAAAAACUUUUUCUCAAUAAAAAAACUUCUUUGCUUCGAACAAA
Molecule: messenger RNA, 636 nt
Organism: Callorhinus ursinus (northern fur seal)
Lineage: Eukaryota; Metazoa; Chordata; Mammalia; Carnivora; Otariidae
Source: RefSeq, a predicted model, not a curated record